This is a messenger RNA of Rhinolophus ferrumequinum (greater horseshoe bat), 13786 nucleotides long. It is a transcript of the gene CEP350, whose product is annotated as centrosomal protein 350. Gene Ontology annotation, cellular component: centrosome. Bases 508 to 10101 code for a protein of 3197 amino acids. NCBI's taxonomy places the organism in Eukaryota, Metazoa, Chordata, Mammalia, Chiroptera, Rhinolophidae. Gene Ontology annotation, biological process: microtubule anchoring. The transcript has 41 exons. Gene Ontology annotation, molecular function: microtubule binding. The record is from RefSeq and is a predicted model, not a curated record.
GCUGCCGGCGCCGCUCCUCCUCCGUGUCAGUUGUUGGGCUGUAAUGGCGACUGGGCCGCCGCUGCCGAAGUGACUCCCGGGCGGGGGAGUGGGGCCAGACCUGCGCCAGAGGGAACUGCAGAGAGCCGCCGCUGAGGGUCUGGCUUGCUGUGGGGGAGGAGAGGCAGCCUUUCCGCCUCUCCCUUCUUUGCAGACCCGCGGCUCCCGGGAGCCGGUGCGAAGCGGGCACCCGGGGCGUCCCCGGAGCGGGGAGGCCAGGCCGGGCAGCCCUGGGGCCGGUAGGGGCGGCGUCACUGCACCCUCCGCCAGGCCCCGCGGGAUGCACCGUGGGAGCCGAGGGCGGAGGCGACACUCUCAGAAUUGGAUUCUGAGACUUCCCCAUGAGACCAGCAUCAUUCAGCAAACAGGUGUGGAGCACCUAGUGUGCGCUGUGUGCUGUGCGUGGACUGGAUUGGGGAUGGAAAAGGUGUAAAACGUCGUCCCCACAGGCCCAUGUAAAUUGGCAGGAUGAGGAGCAGCAAAUCAAAAGAGGUGCCUUUACCAAAUCCAAGGAAUUCUCAAAGCAAGGAUACUGUUCAAGCAGAUAUAACCACAUCGUGGGAUGCACUUUCUCAGACCAAGGCUGCUCUGAGACACAUUGAAAACAAAUUAGAAGUAGCCCCUACAAGUACAGCUGUGUUUGAUUCUGUCAUGGAUACCAAGAGAUCUGCAAGUGCUACCCGAAAAAUAAGUAGGAAAGAUGGUAGAUACCUGGAUGAUUCUUGGCUCAAUGCUCCAAACUCCAAAUCUUCUAAAUCACGAAAAGAGAAAUCUCGUAGUCCUCUCAGAGCCACCACCCUGGAGAGUAAUGUAAAGAAAAAUAAUCGUGUGGAAUUUCGUGAACCUUUGGCUUCUUACCGGGAAAUUCAUGGCACACCUUCCAAUAUAAGUCCCAGCCCUUUAGAGUCAAAGCAUGUAUAUUGUGUGGAUGUUAAUGAAGAAAAGCCUGAGAAUGGGAACCGGAUGAUAAACAAUCGAGAAGAACGGAAUGUGUGUUGCUGUGAUUUUGAGAGUUCCCAAUCAUCCGUCAUCAAUGAUACUGUGGUUAGGUUUUUAAAUGAUGGACCAGCAAUUGAUGCAUUGCAAAAUUCUGAAUGUUUGAUGAAGAUGGUAGCUCCUAUGAGAACUGAGGAGGAAAAGCCUAAUAGAACAAAAGGAAAUGAGAACAAUUUGAAGGCUUCUGUCAGUAACAUGGGCCAUGAUGCUGAUCCAAAAGUGUUACGGCUAACUGACUCUUCUCCCUCUUCUACUAGUCCUUGUAAUUCCCAAAGAUUAGAUCUCUUAAAACGGCGACAGCAUGACAUCAAACUGGAAAAACUCAAGGAGCGGAUUAGGAAACAGUGGGAACACUCAGAAGAAACAAAUGGCCGGGGCCAGAAUCUGGGUCAUGUCGACCACCCAGUAAUGGUUGUUAAUGUUGAUAACUCAGUGACCGCAAAAGUCAGGAAAGUGGCGGCAGCACCACCUGCUCCAGCGUAUAAAGGCUUCAAUCCUUCAGAGACCAAGAUCCGAACACCUGAUGGCAAAGUGUGGCAGGAGGCUGAGUUUCAAAACAUGAGUAGAGAACUGUAUCGAGACUUAGCGCUUCACUUUGCAGAUGAUAUCUCUGUGAAAGAGAAACCUGCUGAGAAAAGUAAAGAGAAGAAAGUGGUCAAGCCAGUACGAAAAGUCCAAAAGGUAGCCCAGUUGUCAAGUCCAGAAUGCAAAACAGGUGGUAGUCGUCUGAUAAGUACAUCAUCUUGGCGAGAUGGACAAAAAUUAGUAAAGAAGAUUCUGGGACCUGCACCCAAAAUGGAUCAAAAAGAAAGAAGAACAGCAUCAAGUGACAGAAGUGGAAGAGAAAGAACUGCUAAAUCUGGCGGUCAUAUUGGAAGAGCAGAAUCUGAUCCCAGGUUGGAUGUUUCACAUAGACAUCUUCUGCAAAACUCAGAACGUUCCAGAAGUAGAGCUCGGUCUGAAAAUAAUAUAAAGAAAUUAGUUCCAUCUCUUCCAGAUAAUAAACAGGAGGAAAAUACUGCCUUAAAUAAGGAUUUUUUACCUAUUGAAAUUCGUGGAAUUCUUGAUGACCUACAGCUGGAUUCUACAGCUCAGGCUACAAGGCAAGAGACAGGAGAAUUACAGAAUCAGAAGUCAUCAGCGCCAGUCCAGGCUCCUCGCAGUCACAGCCCAAUCAAAAGAAAACCUGACAAAAUAACAGCUAACGAAGAGCCCCCUGUCAUUUCUAAAAAGCGCCACUAUGACACAGAUGAGGUACGACAGUACAUUGUUAGACAGCAGGAGGAAAGGAAGAGGAAGCAAAAUGAAGAGAAGAAGGCUCAAAAGGAGGCCACUGAACAGAAGAACAAACGGUUACAGGAGCUCUACCGGAAACAGAAAGAAGCCUUUACUAAAGUAAAAAAUGUGCCUCCUGCUGAACCAUCAGCAACUAGGCGGCUGCAGGAAACUUACUCCAAAUUGCUACUAGAAAAGACCUUGCUUGAGGAGCCAACUCAGCAGCAUGUCAUUCAGGAAGCACAGACCAGACCAGGGUAUCAGCCAUCUGGAGAAUCUGAUAAAGAAAACAAAGUGCAGGAACGUCCCCCAAGUGCUUCUUCCAGCAGUGACAUGUCUCUGUCAGAACCUCCACAGCCUCUUGCAAGAAGGGAUCUGAUGGAACCUACGUGGAUACAGCCUGACAGAUUGAGCCCACGAGUCCACCAUUCUCAACCACAGCCUCUUGUGGGAACAGCUGGAAAUUUACUCUCCCAUCUCUUGAAUCUGGAGCAUGUAGGAAUUUUGCAUAAAGAUUUUGAAUCUAUUUUACCAACCAGGAAGAAUCAUAAAGUGGCAUCAGGGCCAUUAACUUUUACACCUCAACCAUAUGUGACCUCACCAGCUGCUCAUCCAGAUGCCUUGUUAAAACCUAGUGCCAGCCAAUAUAAGAGUAAACUGGAUCGUAUUGAAGCCUUGAAAGCAACAGCUGCUUCUUUGUCCAGCCGGAUUGAAAGUGAAGCCAAGAAAUUAGCUGGGGCUAACAUUAAUUAUGGGUCAGUGUGGAACACUGAGUAUGACGUGCAGCCAACACCCCAACAAGAUGGACCUUGGACUAAGGCUCUAAGUCCACCUGUGAAAGAGGAUGCGGAAGAUGUUUUCUCUGCCCGAAUUCAAAAGAUGCUGGGAACCUGUGUAUCUCAUGCAACUUUUGAUGAGGAGCUUCCUGGGGUAGGCAAUCUUAGUGAAUUUAAAAAGCUUCCUGAGAUGAUAAGACCUCAUAGUGCCAUAUCAAGCCUCAGAAUGAGAUCCCCUGGUCCCAAACCAGAAGGGCUGCUGGCACAGUUGUGUAAGAGGCACACUGACUCUUCUAGCUCUGAUCUGCAAGCUUGUUCUCAAGAUAAAGCCAAAAUGUCCCUUGGUUCCAGCACAGAUUCAGUCAGUGAGGGGCCUCUUCUUAGUGAGGGGAGUCUCUCUGAAGAAGAGGGCGAACAAAAUGGACGGGCCCCUUUGAAGGUAGCAGAAAUCUUAAAAGAAAAGGAAUUUUGUGUCGGAGAAAGAAAUGCUUAUGAACCCAUCAAAGAAUUUCAGAAGGAAGCUGAAAAAUUCUUGCCACUUUUGGGGCACAUAGGUGGUACACAGAGCAAAGGACCAUGGGAAGAAUUGGCAAAAGGAAGUCCACAUAGUGUCAUUAAUAUUUUUACAAAAUCGUAUCAGUUAUAUGGAAAAGGUGAGAAAAGGUUUGAAGACAGAUUGGAAAGAGGAACGUCAGCAUCACGGCCUUUGAAUGGCAUCCCAACCCCCCUAAGCAGUGUUUCAUACGAGGAUGACUUUGUCUCCUCUUCAGGGAGUGGGACUUUGACAGAAAAAAAAUCAGCUCUUGAACCUAGUAUUGGUGGUAGCAACUUAGGCAUUCAGGAGGACCAUUCUAGCAGAAGGCCUGCCUAUGAUCUUUCCUCUGUGGAUGUGACCUCCCAGCAUUCAUCAGGGUCGCACUCUGCUGCAUCCUCUCGUUCAUCUGCUUCUUCUAAAGGAAAGAAAGGAAAAAAGGAAAAGACAGAAUGGCUGGAUUCACUCACUGGAAAUGUUCAGAACUCAGUUCUUGAUGAGGAAAAAGUGCACUCUGGCUCAGAACGUGGCUCUCAGCAAGGAAAGAAAUCGGGGGCCAGUAGCAAACUUUCUGUCAAAGAUUAUGAGCAGACGCUUGACACUGAUGGCACUUUGGAAGAUCUUUCUGGGCAUUCUGUGAGCAUCUCAUCAGACAAGGGAAGAUCUCAGAAAACUCCACCUUCUCCCCUGUCUCCAAGUUCCCAGAAAUUGUUGCAGUUUGACCUUCCAGGAACUUCAUUAGAAAGAUCUAAGUCAUCGGUGAUAAUGCCUCCAACUACAAUAGGAUUGAAGGCGAAUGCUGCUUUUCCUGAUACAAACACGGCUGCCAGCAGAACCCCUACAGAGAUGACUUCAACACCAGGUUCUAAACGUUUUUCUCCCGCUGGCCUCCAGCAUCGUAUGGCAGCUGAACUCAGUUACUUGAGUGCCAUUGAGGAGUCUGUGCGCCAACUAUCAGAUGUAGAAAGAGUUAGGGGCAUUUCCCUUGCUCAGCAAGAGAGUGUGUCCCUGGCUCAGCUCAUAAAGGCACAGCAACAACGCCAUGAGAGAGACUUGGCCUUGUUGAAAGUGAAGGCCGAACAAGAGGCUCUGGAGUGUCAGAGACAAUUAGAAGAAACUCGAAACAAAGCUGCUCAGGCCCAUGCAGAAUCAUUACAGCAGGUGGUGAAAUCACAACAGGAUGUCACUGACGUCCUGCAGGAAGCAACUUGUAAAAUCGCUGCCCAGCAAACAGAGACUGCUCGCCUCACCACAGACGCAGCACGCCAAAUCUGUGAGAUGGCAGAGUUGACUCGAACUCGUAUCUCAGAUGCCAUCACUGCUUCAGGAGCUCCCCUAGCAACGCUAUACGACCACCAGCGGCAACAUGCACCAGACUUCGGAAAACAGCAGAGGACCAGGGCUGAAGCAGAUAGGAAAAGUCAAUCUGUUUCACUCUCUCACAGUAAAGAAGGGACCCUUGACUCAAAGCAUCAGAAGUAUUCUCCUUCAUGUGAUAGUUAUUCUGAAUCUUCAAGAUACAAGAAUCACAGUAGAAGAAGUAGUAGUGGUAGCAGCCGUCAAGAAAGUCCUUCAGUUCCAUCUUCUAAGGAAAAUGAGAAGAAACUUCAUGGUGAAAAGAUGGAGAGUUCUAUUGAUGAACAGGCCCCGACUGCUGUGGAUGACUCUCUACGAAGCGACAGUGUACCUUCUCUUCCUGAUGAGAAAGAUUCAACUUCUGUUGCAACAGAGUAUUCCCUGAAAUUUGAUGAAUCCAUGACAGAAGAUGAAAUAGAAGAAAAAUCAUUUAGAUCUUUACUACCUUCUGAGAGUCAUCGCAGAUUUAACAUGGAAAAGAAGAGAGGCCAUCAUGAUGACUCUGACGAAGAAACUUCCCCAGAAAAGACUACACUGUCUUCUGCCAAGGAGCUGAGCAUGCCGUUCUCAGGAGGACAAGAUAGCUUUUCUAAAUUUACUAUGGAGAUGGUUCGACAGUAUAUGAAAGAAGAAGAAAUGAGGGCAGCUCACCAGUCCUCACUCCUUCGUCUCCGUGAAAAGGCCUUGAAGGAGAAAACUAAGGCUGAAUUAGCCUGGCUAGAGCAUCAGAAAAAACAUCUACGAGACAAAGGAGAAGAUGAUAAAAUGCCCCCACUCCGGAAGAAACAGCGUGGUUUGCUGUUAAGGUUGCAGCAAGAAAAGGCAGAAAUUAAACGUCUUCAAGAAGCCAGUAAAGCAGCUCGGAAGGAAAGACAACUGAUUCUUAAGCAGCAAGAGGAGAUAGAAAGGAUUCGACAGACCACCAUAAAACUACAGGAGAAGUUAAAGUCUGCAGGGGAGAAUAAAUUGGACUCUCGUAGUGACGAUGAUGCAAAGGAUAAUAAGGCCGUCAGUCCUGGUCCAACUGACUUGGAGACCCGCAGCCCCUCCCCCAUUUCAAUCUCCAGCAGUGAAACUAGCAGCAUCAUGCAGAAACUGAAGAAAAUGAGAAGCCGCAUGGAUGAAAAACACUGCUCUCCUGUUCACUACUUCUUCUCUGUCUUUACGUCUCAUCACUGGGCCUCUCUCAGUGUCUGUUUUCCCAACCUUCAUCCCAAAUUCCAGCUGUAUAUCUACAACCAGUUGGUCAGGUUUCUGACAAAGCGGGAGCAAAAACUAAUGCAGCGGCGACAACAUGCAGAAGAGCUACUAGAGUGGAAGCGACGUUUAGAUGCAGAGGAAGCAGAAAUUCGUCAAAUGGAAAAACAAGCUUUGGCUGCCUGGGACAAAGAAUUAAUAAAACCUAAAACUCCUAAGAAAGAACUGGACGACCAGAGAACAGAACAGAAAGGGAAAAGGAAAAAAAAUGAAGACUUCCCAAACGAAGUCUUCCACAGACAGCAGAUUGAAGAAGCUUUGGUGGUUGUUAUCUCAGAAGGUAGUGAUACAGAAAUAGCGAGUGAAGCAGAAUCUCCAUUCCCUUCCUACUCGCAUCCACACAGUGAAAGCUCUAUUCCAGAAGAACUGGGCAGCCCUGCCGGUGAAUAUGUACCAUCUGAGUCUGUCGUUCAGGAGCAGCCAGCAAGUCCAGACCAUAGUGUACUUACUGAAGACAUGGUUUUUUCACAAGAACUGGAAUCUUCUACUUCUCCUAGUAAACGUUCACCUCCCAAAAGCUGCACAUCUGUGUCAAAGCAGGAGUCCAGCAAAGGAAGCCAUAGGACUGGAGGACAGUGUCGCCUGCCUGUCAAGUCCCAUCAACACUGUUACAGUUGGUCAGAUGAGUCACUGUCUAUGACACAGUCAGAAACUACAUCUGACCAGAGUGACAUUGAAGGUAGGAUCAGAGCUCUGAAGGAUGAGCUGCGCAAAAGAAAAUCAGUUGUGGACCAGUUGAAGAAGGAACAGAAAAAACGACAAAAGGAAAGGCUGAAAGCCCAAGAAGCCAGUCUGAUCAAACAGUUAGAGUCAUAUGAUGAAUUCAUUAAGAAAACUGAAGCCGAGCUUAGCCGAGAUUUGGAAACAUCGCCAACAGCCAAACCUCAGAUUAAAACGCUCCCCUCAGCUUCUGAAAAGCCCAAGAUCAAACCCCUUCAACUCCAGAGAUCUGAAACAACAAAGAAUUGGAAAUCACUCACAGAUUCCGAACGUUCCAGAGGCUCCCUGGAGUCUAUCGCUGAGCAUGUUGAUGCUUCAUUGGCAGGUUCUGAGAGAUCAGUAUCAGAAAGGUCUUUAUCUGCAUGUGCAAAGAGAGUGAUUGAAUUGGACAGUCGAACAGAAGAACAUUUUCAGACUUCAUCUCCGAUUCUCAGAUCAUCAAGGAAAACCAGAGCAGAAUCUGGAGAUUCUCUAGACAAUGUACCUUUAUUACCUCUUUUCAAAGAAUUAAAUGCCCCUAAUAGAAUACUGGAUGUGUCAGAUGUCAAGGCUGAAGAAGAAGCUAGUCAAAAAUCAGAAAUACAAGAAGUAAAAUAUGCACAAUUGGAAGAGAGUGCGGUUGACGAAGCUUAUUUUAAACAAUCUAGGAAGUCUGAUGUGUUACUGAAACUAGAGCUGGAACAGGGAGAUUCGUCUAAAAUUCUUUCAAAGAAAGAUCUUCCUUUAGAGUCUAUAAAUGUUCAGAAAGACUUAGUUAGAUUCGCCAUUGAAAAUCUUCAUAAAACAGAGUUGAAAGAGGGGCAGUCAGAUCAAGAGACGGAUCAGAGUCAAAACAUCCAAUCAGACAAAGAUAUUCGCACGCAAAGGAACAUAAAGGAAAGGGACUCAUCUUUGUCAGAACAUCUUCUUGCUCCUAAAGAAACAUACUCUGAAGAUUUUGAAGUGUCUUCUUUCAAGAAGGACAUUUCAGCGAAAUUAUACAAAGAUGACUUUGAGGUAUUAUCUUUGUUGUCACUCAGGAAAGAUUCUCAGUCUUGCAGAGAGAAGUCACAGCCAACUAGGAGCUCUAGAAGUAGAGCCACUAACUUUGGGAGUGAUGAUGAAAUCAGUGAGUGCCUCAGUGAGAAGAGUCUUUCUAUUCAUAGCAAUAUCCACUCUGAAAGGCUGUUAGAACUCAAGUCCCCUACGGAGCUGAUGAAAAGCGAGGAACGCAGCGAUGUGGAGCAUGGACGGGAAGUUGCUGAACCCUCUUCCUUGGCUGCAGUCUCUGCUGCAAAUGAGUUACUUGACUUUCACGUUGGUGAUAGGGUGUUGAUUGGCAAUGUUCAGCCAGGAACUCUUCGAUUCAAAGGCAUGACUAGUUUUGCUCAAGGAUUUUGGGCUGGAGUGGAGUUGGAUAAACCUGAAGGAAAUAACAAUGGGACAUAUGAUGGCAUUGUAUACUUUGUGUGCAAAGAGAAACAUGGCAUUUUUGCUCCUCCUCAAAAAAUAUCUCACAUUCCAGAAAACUUUGAGGACUAUGUAGACAUAAAUGAAGACGAAGAUUCUUACUCAGACGAACAGUAUCAUUACUGUACUCAGGAACACAAAGAUACAGAGGGUCCCAUGUUUGAUAGAGAAAAGGAUGCAACUGAAUAUUCUCAUGAGAAAGCUCCACCUGGUGUGCACGACGUAGAAGCCUCUGCUGAUAGAAGCCCUAAAAUAGAAACAGCCAACAAACAGGACAUUUCUGGGGCACCUGGAGCCCACGUUCACCAGCAAUCUUCAGUGGAUUCACUGAUUUCUUCAAAAGAAAACAAAGACCUUGUUUCUGGUGCCUCAGAAAAGGCUUCCAUUGCUGUAGAAGAUGAUACUUUAGACAAUACCUUUUCUGAAGAAUUCAAGCAACAACAGUUUACAGAAGAGGAAGAGAACUUACAUCCCGAGGUUUCAGACAAGCUUUCUACCCCACUUUUGGACCUUUUAACAAGAGAAAAGAAUCAGUUGGAAGCCCAGCUGCGGUCAUCACUAAGCGAGGAAAACAAGUCACAGCAACAACUAGAAGCAGUUAGCUUCCUAACAGACAGUUUACUAAAAGUGUUUGUGACGGACACAGUCAGUCAACUACAACAAAUCAAAAAGGCUCGGAAUGAGAAAAUCCAGCUUAGCAAUCAAGAGCUUCUUGAUGAUGAUCAAAAGAAAGUACCACCCCAGGGCCUAUCCCAAAAUCUUGAGAAGCAGUCCCCAAGUGUUCCAGGUUGCUUCUUAAUGUCUGAGUUGGAAGAUGAAAAAGAAGAGAUAUCCUCACCAGAUCUGUGUCCCAGACCUGAGAGUCCGGUAUUUGGAGCCAGCGGGCAGGAAGAGCUCGCUAAGAGACUUGCUGAGCUUGAGAUCAGCCGGGAGUUCCUCAGCGUGUUAGGAGAUGAUCAAGACUGGUUUGAUGAAGACUUUGGUUUGAGCUCUUCUCACAAGAUCCAAAAAAAUAAGGCAGAAGAAACAAUUGUGCCUCUAAUGGCAGAACCUAAAAGAGCUCCCCCAAAGCCAUGUGAAACACUCUUGGCAGCCCCACACACUGCAGAGGAAGUGGAAGUUCUUGUACAUAAUGCAGCAGAAGAACUUUGGAAAUGGAAAGAAUUAGGUCAUGAUCUUCACAGCAUCAGUAUUCCUGCAAAACUGCUCGGCUGUGCCAGUAAGGGUCUAGAUAUAGAGAGCGCGAGUAAAAGGGUCUACACACAGGCGGUUUUUGAUUUAACAAAAGAGAUUUUUGAGGAAAUAUUUGCUGAGGAUCCCAACUUGAAUCAGCCUGUCUGGAUGAAGCCAUGCAGAAUCAACUCUAGUUACUUCCGACGAGUGAAAAAUCCCAAUAACCUUGAUGAAAUCAAGAACUUCAUAGCAACCGAAGUACUCAAGUUGUUCAGUCUUAAAAAGGAGCCAAACCACAAAACAGAUUGGCAGAAAAUGAUGAAAUUUGGAAGAAAGAAAAGAGACCGAGUGGAUCAUAUCCUGGUACAAGAGCUCCACGAAGAGGAGGCACAGUGGGUGAAUUACGAUGAGGAUGAGUUGUGUGUGAAGAUGCAGCUAGCUGAUGGGAUCUUUGAGACCUUGAUCAGAGAUACUAUUGACGUUCUGAAUCAGAUCAGUGAAAAACAGGGCAGAGUGCUACUUGUGUGACAUCUUGCAAAUAAAUCGAACACUGAGUGCUAAUAUGCGUCCUGGGCCUUUCUGCCUCCUGAUACUCACCCAUCUCCAUCCUAACAAGAAUGCUUUUGGACCUCGUACCUGUUCUUAAAGACUACAGGCUUGGAGUCCAUGGGACAAGCGGUAUAUCUGGUAUCACAGCCUUUGCCUGUAGAGACUGUCCACUGGCCAUAUUGGUUAUCGUCAGUGGGCAGGGUUGCACCCCUGAUGUUGACACACAGUGUAAUUCUACACCUCUUGUUAGCACCCCUACUGAGUCUCCGAUGAGGGCUGAAAACACCAGAUUUACCUCGUAGCUGAGACUAGGGUAGCACUUCCUUGAGUCUGAAGUCAGGCAGGAGAGGUAUAUAGAUAAAUGCAUUAUGCCAUUUUUGAAAUGUAAUCCUGGUCUGUUCCAUGAAAGUCGUAAAUGGACAUGAUAGUCUCUCAACAGUAUUAAACCCUUAACCACUUCAAAAUAGGCAGGUUUAAUGAUGCGUACCUGUGUCUCAUUCUGGAGUUCAUUUCUUUUCUUUUGGAAGACCAUUUUCUUCCAUUAUGGUAGCUGAGCAGCACCAGUGGACUGUCAAGUUCACAGAAAUCAGUGGUCGCCUUGCUUUCUGAGCACCGGCUGAAGAAUUUUAAACCUCUGCGUUAUUUUCAGUUUUCUCUAUAUGGGCAUGAAAGCAAAGAAAUGCCCCCACUAAAGACUGGGCGCAAAGGACUGGUGCAGGGCUGGUUCUUCUCCCCUUGUCUACCCCUGCACGUUGGUGACUCCUCUGAACCUCUGCCAGCUGCUCCCAGAUUCUCAGAUCCUCAGGACCACCUCAGCCAUCCAGGCACGGCAAAAGUGGAGAUAAUUCAUUUUGGCCUUCACACUGUCAGCUCCCAUCUCUCCCCAGGAUGUCAGAGACGCUGUUACUUGAAUGAUUUCGGAAAUGAGUGUGUGCACCAAAGACAAGAAGAUAUUGUCUAUUAUUUGUGUGCUUGUUUUGUGCUAUGGAACAUUUUUUAAUUUAUUUUAAGAUAAAUUAUUAAGUUGAAAAUGUGUGUCCCUAUUCAGAAGUGAGAGAUUCUUGUAAUAGUUAUACUUCCGUCUUGAAGCUUCUAUGGUCAUGGUCUUUGCACAGGAAACCUACGGUUUUAACAAACCCAGACACAGCGAAGAAGGCAGUUUAAUUCAGUGAAAAGAAGAUGGGUUUUUCCAAGGUUAUCUGCAGGAGCAGCAAUGGGAUAAAACAAUGUAAAGACACUGUAACAUUCAACUCUUCCUCUCAGCAGCACUGCUUCUCACAACUAUUACCUGUAUCUGCAAAAACACAUAGACUCCAGCUGCUACGUGAGAGCACAAGUGAAGCUCUCCUGGGACCUCAUCCCUGCCUUCUUGACUGGUUUCUCUUAAUCAGUUCUAUCCUUCUCCACGUAAUCUAGAAGAAUGGAUAAUCUUAGGCGUGAAUGUAAAUGCCUUAAUAUUGGAGGUCCUGAUUAGAAGCAUGAUACAAGACAUCCACUGGAUUCAUAUUUACAAAUAUUCUGGAAUGUUAUAGCUUCAAAAAAUAUGUUAGAAAAACCCCAAAGAUGGUAUAAUUUUUAAGUGUGCACGUUCGUUCAUUUCUGCAUCUUUCCUCCAACUUGCCUUUGCGUCUCAGAUGUUUCACUAUGCACACUGUCAUCCCUCUUUGGUUUCAUCUUGUCAUUACGAGAAACUUACUGAAAUGAUCAUUUGAAUAUUUGCAUUUUGCACAAUGACUGGUAUGAUAGCUCUUGACAAAUAAGGAAAGCACUGAAAUGUGAUUGGGUCUCAGGAAAUGCUCGGGUUAAUGUACUGCCAGCAUUUCUUCUGGGCGUUUGAUGUUGAGCUCUGGUCUCGUAGCCAUAAUGAGCAAAUUGACUAAGAGCAGCUAGGGUUUCUUGGGGUGAUUAACCAGUAGAGUGGAGAUAGUAUUUUCACGUGGCCAAGGAAAAGCCAAGGCUUUUCUUUUCAGUUUGUGUUAUUUGGCAGACAGAAAAACAUCUUGUCUACAUCCUUUGGCUGUUUGUAGGAUUACAUUGUCCUUAUGAUACUGAAACUUUACAGCUGCUGUAAAUUUUUUAUAAAUGAAUAUGAAAAUAAUAUAAUAGGAAUAUAGGUUGUUUUUCUACAUCCUCAUUAUUUGGACCUAAAUCAAUUUUUAAUAAAAAAGUUUAUCUUUAUUCUUUAUGACAUUAUGAUUCCAGAAAAGGAAAGGAAUGCUGUAAGUCCAUGGAACCAGCAGUCUGGACUUGUCUUCUGUUAAGAAUGUGGCGGCAGCCCUCACAUGCUCCAUCUGUCUUUACUGUCCUAAGAAUUCUUCCGGGUUCCACAUGAGGCAGGAAGUUGUCAGUCUUACUCCUUGCUAGAAAUGAUUAUUCAUAGUUUGGUAGCAGAAAACAAAGGAAUCUAUAGCUAGCAGAUUUCUUAUUAUUUUAACUAUUUGGAUAAAUUUGAAAGAGGUUUAUUGUUAGGAUUUGGAAUGAUAAAUAUGGACACCCAGCCACUUGUUCCUUAUUAGGAUCUUUUUAAUCAAGCUCUGCCUCUUAACCAAGAAUCUAAAUAUUUCCUCUUUGUAAUCUUUGUUCCUUCUCCCCACACGCCCAUCCUCUUUCUUCAUAAUUCCUCUAAGAAAAAGAUCUUUGCAUCAGCAGUAAUAUCUUUUAGAAUAGCACUCAGAAUUUAGUAGUAAACCAACAUAUCGGCUUCAGAUUUAUUUCUGAGUCCAAAAUAAUUUGUGCUAUCCAGGGUACUUAACUCUGGGUUAAAUAAAUACAGGGUAUAGAUUCCCUCUUCAGGUCUAAACAGGAAUUUUUACUCUAGGGAAAAGUGGGAAGAGCUCAAAAGUAGUUAAUAAGGAAGGCAAUUUGUUUUUCUUUUACCUAAAAGAAAAAAUUCCUUCUGUGACUACAGGUCUCUGAGAAAUUACCUUUCAGAAGAGAUUUCAUUGCUCAUAAGAGUGUUGUGGCCUAUUGAUAAAAACAGUUUUGUUCACUUUCUUGUCUUGAAAAAAAGUGGCCUUAGCUUUUUGCAAUACUUGAAUAAAGUGUGUACUCGCACAGCAUUAGAGACUCGUAACUUUUCUGCAAGAAGUUCCAACUUACAUCUUCUUUUACUACCUUAAGAAUACUAGUGAAUAAAACAGUAAUUCAAAGAGCAAAUGAUAGAAACUACAAUGGUGUUUCAUGCAAAUUGUAGAAAUUUACAUGUUUACAAAUCAUCUUAAACUGGUUGUGCAGCAAUUCAAUAAAAUAUCUUUGUAUUAUAAAAAUGUGAAGAAAAAAAUGUAAACUGAUGUAAAGGAGGUACUGUCAUUUUAAUUAACCUAUGUUGGAUAGCUUUUCCUCCCAGACUUUGCAAAGCCUUCUUGGGAAACACAUUGCAAAGUGUUCUCUGGGAGGCCCGGCCUCCGUGUGUGUACUGUAUUGUGCAGACAUGAAAAACAAACCCGUUUACUGUGUGUGUGUAAAUAGCCUGGUCUUCAGGCCAUUUUCAGCCAAUAGUCACAUCCAGUGCAACUUUGCACAGAAGACUUAGGGUGUGAUUUGUAAGUAUGAUCUGUAAAAUAACUGGGAUGAAUUCCCAUGUAUACCUGUGUAAAUAGAUUUGUUAACUGAAAUGUACUUUAAGAAAAGAUAAAAAAUCUGUAAAUAAACUGAUUUAUAAAUU